CGCCGCCCUCGGCCUCCAGCUUCUUUUUGAGGCCCUCGAGCAAGGUCCGGUUGGCGUUCUAUACUUGCCCGUUGCCUUGAGGGUAGGCAACGGAGGAGAAGGUGUGUUUGAUGCCCCAUGCCUCCAGAAGGGCACACAAAGGGGCUGCCUCAAAUUGUGUUCCGUUGUCGGAAAUGAUCUGCUGGGGGACGCCAAACCUUGUGAGGAUGUUCUUGAGGACGAAGUGACGGCACUUCGCCUCUGUGAUACUGGCGAGGGGCUCAGCCUCCACCCACUUGGUAAAGUAGUCGAUGGCCACAAUGAUGUACCUGUUGUUGGAGGUACCCCUCGGCAGAGGGCCCACAAGGUCUAUCCCCCAUCGAGAAAAGGGGACGGAUGUGCUGAUGGGGGCAUAGUUGACCGCUGGCCUGCCGGGGGCUUUCUGGAAAUGUUGGCAUGCGGUGCACCUUCGGGCAAGGUCAGCACAAUCCCUGGCCAUGGUUGGCCAGAAGUAGCCCUGGAGAAUGAGCCUUCGGGACAUGGAGAAGGGUCCCUAGUGAGCUGAGCAAGUGCCACUGUGCACUUCCUCCAUUGCGACCUCGGCUUCAUCUUGAUGAAGGCACCGAAGUAGCG
Molecule: messenger RNA, 612 nt
Organism: Cuscuta europaea
Lineage: Eukaryota; Viridiplantae; Streptophyta; Magnoliopsida; Solanales; Convolvulaceae
Source: the annotation of a GenBank genome assembly